AUGUUCGUUUUGUUUUUCUCUAAGUUUGAAAUACUUAUGGAUUAAGUUUCAAUUCAGAAUGAUAUUCAUGGUAAAGUACUUUAUUAAUUUAGAGUUAUUAUUGUAUGAGAAUAUUCUUACAACUAUAAUUUGUUUGUUAAUGGGAAAAAGAAAUCAUACAUCGAAAGAUACUUUAUUAUAUUCAUUAAUGUAUUGCUUGUCAACCUUUUCAGGAAUGAAAGGAUUAUAAAUAAUGAACAUCUCAAUGUACAUGACAUUAAGAAGAACUCUAAUUUUAUUUGUGUUCAUGAUGUAAAAGAAUUGGAAGAUUUCUAAUUUUAUGUCUGUAAUCUUUAUAACUCUUGGAGCAAUAAUAGCUGGUACUAUACAUAUGUAAUAUUUAAAGGUUAAGAACAUUUAGAUGUAAACUAUUUAGGUUAUGGACUAAUUCUUUUAAAUAACGUUUUCAAUGCUCUUGCUUUACAUAAAUCGAAAUAAUUGAAUUAUGAAAAAUAAAUCGAUCCUCUAGAAUUACUCUUUUAAAAUUCUUGUAAUUAAAUUCCAUUUUUAUUUAUUGGAGCAUAUGCAAGCAAAGAAUUGCAUGAUUUUAUGAAUUCUUAGUACUUAAAUGAAAAAUUCUUCAUUGCAUUUACAUUAAUUUCAUUGAUGGGAUUCAUGUUGUGUUAUUCAACCAAUUUAUGCAAUAUGUACAAUUCUCCAAUUGCUAUUGCAAUAACUC
Paramecium sonneborni is the source of this 718-nucleotide messenger RNA. Lineage: Eukaryota; Ciliophora; Oligohymenophorea; Peniculida; Parameciidae. The record is from the annotation of a GenBank genome assembly.